AUGGUCUCCCUACGGCGAGUCGUUGUGGCCGCCAGCUCGGCUACGAUCCGGCUGACAGCCUUUGUUUUUCUAAGAUGGAUCCCUGGAUAUCCAUUCUCACCUAUCAUCUUCACAUCUUUGGUUAUUUAUCUAUCAUCGCUCUUCUCACUAGUUAAGGAUGAUCAACCCUCAGAGGAUCGCCCCGAGAAGGGCGGGAAGAACUCCACCAAGGAGCAUGCUCAUGAAUCGGGUGCAACUGAUUCCGGCGAUUCCGCGCUUAAGACUCUUCUUACAGGUCUCCCUUCCAAGGGGUCGCCUAUUUGGACGUGGGCCACGGCACUAAUCAACAUUGGUGUUGCUCUACUAGCACUUGACUUCUUGGUUCGAGGAUUCCUCGUCUAUCCCACCGAAGAUGUGACAUUCUCACGUAUUGGAUAUGUAUCGCCGACCACUGCGAAUCUGGUCUUCCGAGAGCCCGAUACGGCUCAAUUACCUGUAGUUGUUUCCUAUCAAGAAGCCUCCCAAAAUACCCAGAAAUGGAUUCAAGAAGGCACUGUCUACAAGCUAGACAACAGCACAGAUUUUACAGCUGCAGUGAAAUUGAAGAAUCUGAAGCCCGGAACCCACUAUCGAUACUCACUGUCGAACAACAAGACAGGCAAUUUUGUGACAACUCCGCGUCCAGGAUCCCCGGAAGCAAACAGAAUGUCCUUUGUCACAUCAAGCUGCUUGAAACCAAACUUCCCAUACAGCAUUUUAUCCCAUCCACUGCGAGUUCCAGGAAUCGAACAAAUGACCGAAGCACUCGCCAAGUUACCGGCACUUCUCAAACCAGCUUUCAUGCUCUUCCUUGGCGACUUCAUCUACAUUGAUGUACCUUUCCGAUUCGGCUCCUCAAUGGACCACUACCGCAGCGAAUACCGACGGAUCUACUCAUCUCCCUCGUGGGAUUUCAAAUCGGAUGAUGGAACUGCAAUUGAUCUCCCCUGGAUUCACACGCUAGACGACCAUGAAAUCGAAAACGACUGGUCAAAGGGUAACAAAACCGCUCCCUACCCAGCAGCAGCCGACCCAUUCACCCACUACCAUGUCAGCGGGAACCCACCAGUCCCCGCGAAAUCGUUCGCUCACCCAGAUGACGUAACCUAUUUCUCAUUCGUGAAUGGCCCUGCAUCAUUCUUUAUGGUCGAUACUCGCACAUAUCGCUCCGAGCCAUCACAGCCAAACUCAACUAUACUCGGAUAUGCACAGCUCCAAUCGCUUCUGCACUAUAUCUCCACACCCGAGCCACCGGGUGUCCAUUGGAAGAUUAUCUCAUCCAGUGUCCCUUUCACUAAGAACUGGCACGUCGGUAACACAGAUACGUGGGGUGGUUUCCUCGACGAGCGACGCAUAGUCUUCGAAGCGAUGUGGCAUGCUGAGCGUACUUUCGGUAUAAGAAUUGUUCUUCUUAGUGGUGAUCGCCACGAAUUCGGUGCUACACGGUUCCCGGAUCCGGAGCUUGCGUUGUCAUCUGAUGAGCUUCAGCCCAAUACUGCUGGAUUGGGUCUUCAUGAAUUUAGCGUGGGACCUCUUAGCAUGUUCUAUCUUCCCAUUCGGACGUAUCGUCAAACGGAUACGGAAGAUGUAGCGGUAAAGUAUGCACCAGAUGGGAAUAACAAGUUUGGGCUUGUCAAUAUUGCUGAAGAGGUGGAUUCGUCGGGGCGCAGCUCAGUUCUUACUUACUCGCUCUAUGUGGAUGGAGAAGUUGUGUGGAAGUAUCAGCUUAGUGUUCCUGUUAGACGCACUGGAGGUCGAACUCUUCCUCCUGGUCGCGUGCUUGGGGACAACUUGACUCGAGAGGGUUGGGAUGUUGUUUUCAAGACGGCAAUUGGAACAAUAGAAGAGAUAGGAAGCGUGGUGCUGAAGAAGGCGCGUGUUGCGUAUGAAGAGCUUCUGGAAAGGUUGCAAAAGGCAGAAGGACUGAAUUAG
Penicillium pulvis is the source of this 1950-nucleotide messenger RNA. Its product is annotated as alkaline phosphatase family protein. The coding region runs from base 1 to 1950 and encodes 649 amino acids. The record is from RefSeq and is a predicted model, not a curated record. The transcript is spliced from 3 exons. NCBI's taxonomy places the organism in Eukaryota, Fungi, Ascomycota, Eurotiomycetes, Eurotiales, Aspergillaceae.